UCUGUCCGAGGUGAAAGCACACACAGCAGCAGAGCUAACAUGACAACGUUAAGACCUUUUACCUGCGAUGAUCUCUUUAAAUUCAACAAUAUCAAUUUGGACCCUUUGACAGAAACUUAUGGGAUCCCAUUUUAUCUCCAGUACCUGGCUCACUGGCCCGAGUACUUCAUCGUUGCUGAGGCUCCUGGAGGUGAACUGAUGGGCUACAUCAUGGGGAAGGCGGAGGGAUCUGUAGCUCGGGAGGAGUGGCACGGUCACGUUACCGCUCUGUCCGUCGCACCGGAGUUCAGACGACUCGGACUCGCUGCUAAACUCAUGGAGAUGCUGGAGGAGAUCUCAGAGAGGAAGGGCGGCUUCUUCGUGGAUCUCUUCGUGCGAGUUUCGAACCAGGUGGCGGUGAACAUGUACAAACGUUUGGGCUACAGCGUCUACAGGACGGUUAUAGAGUAUUACUCCGCUAGUAACGGAGAACCGGAUGAAGACGCUUACGACAUGAGGAAAGCUCUGUCCAGAGACACAGAGAAGAAGUCCAUCAUCCCGCUGCCACAUCCUGUCCGACCUGAAGACAUCGAAUAACAGUAGACUGUGGCUCUCUGACACUUUUGCUCCUUUUUAUCCUCCCGACAAACAAAAAAAAAAAUCAGAUGUGAAAUAUGUGUAAUUAUUUCAGGACCUGCUCAGUUUAAAGUGUACAUAGUUUUAAAAAAAACAACUGUUGACCCAUUUCCUGUAAUGCUUAAUAUAAUCAGAGAGCCACUGAGUGUACAAAUCUUUUUUUUUUUCCCCCUCCUCUUAAAAUCACCGAUUCAUUUCCUGUCAAUAUUCAAAAUAAAACAUUUGCUUAAGAAACAAGAA
This is a messenger RNA of Scomber japonicus (chub mackerel), 855 nucleotides long. It is a transcript of the gene naa20, whose product is annotated as N-alpha-acetyltransferase 20, NatB catalytic subunit. Lineage: Eukaryota; Metazoa; Chordata; Actinopteri; Scombriformes; Scombridae. Gene Ontology annotation, molecular function: protein-N-terminal amino-acid acetyltransferase activity. Gene Ontology annotation, biological process: N-terminal peptidyl-methionine acetylation. The transcript is spliced from 6 exons. Bases 40 to 576 code for a protein of 178 amino acids. The record is from RefSeq and is a predicted model, not a curated record. Gene Ontology annotation, cellular component: NatB complex.